Molecule: messenger RNA, 450 nt
Organism: Cyphellophora attinorum
Lineage: Eukaryota; Fungi; Ascomycota; Eurotiomycetes; Chaetothyriales; Cyphellophoraceae
Product: Mediator of RNA polymerase II transcription subunit 31
Exons: 1
Coding region: 1-450 (149 amino acids)
Biological process (GO): regulation of transcription by RNA polymerase II
Cellular component (GO): mediator complex; core mediator complex
Molecular function (GO): transcription coregulator activity
Source: RefSeq, a predicted model, not a curated record
AUGGCUAAUAAACCCAUCUCAGCACGUUUCACGCUGGAGCUCGAAUUCGUUUUGUGCUUGGCAAAUCCAGACUACCUCGGACACCUAGCACACGCCUUUCCACACCUCCUCGUUUCGCCUGAGGGGACGGCAGCGUCGACAGAGACAGAUGCUACAAAGUUCGUCCGUUAUCUUGAAUACCUGUACGACUACUGGCGGAAACCCGAGUACUCACAGUACCUCACUCACCCGGGAACCACCUUGCGGAAUCUAGAGUUGUUGCAACAAGAACAGUUUCGGAAAGAUCUCAUCAAUAUCCACUUUCGACAAGCGCUCAUCGAUCGACUGGCUGUCUUCGACCCACCUCCUGGGCUUCCGGCGAACGAUGCUGCUGUUGAGGGCGAGGCAGUACAACCUCAGGCGGUGAAUCAAGACGUGGUCGCGGCUGACACUGUUGCUGUCCAAGCCUGA